Messenger RNA from Pseudogymnoascus verrucosus, 1590 nucleotides. RefSeq lists its product as uncharacterized. Lineage: Eukaryota; Fungi; Ascomycota; Leotiomycetes; Thelebolales; Thelebolaceae. The transcript has a single exon. The coding region runs from base 1 to 1590 and encodes 529 amino acids. The record is from RefSeq and is a predicted model, not a curated record.
AUGAAGUUACAACUUGUAGUCCCCUUGAAGCCCGGCGAUGGCAGAAAUAAAGGCGACAAGGGCGUCGAAGAGCUUAACGGCCAGCUGUGGCAUGUAUCAGAACCGCUCGAUAUCAAAGAUGCUCGCAGCGUCAAGUUUCAUUGCAUUUCGUAUGUAUGGGGACAAGGCCGCGAGAGGCCGGGCAGCUUCUUCGACAAUGAGAUAAGUAUCUCGGACAAGACCCGGCCAGCUCUAAUAGCCGCCAUUAGAGCUAUCAAGGCAGCGGGUUUUGAAGCAGAUGGCCCAAUUGAAGAGGCGUUUUGGAUUGAUGCCCUCUGUGUGCCAUAUGCGGAUGGUCCGGAUCGAUAUGGAACUCUUGAAAGGUCAGUUUUUACCGAUAUCCGCUGCGAAAAGAUGGAUAUACUGAUCUUCCGAAGUAUGGGGCACAUCUACAGCGCCGCGGAAUCGGUUAUAAUUAUUAUCCAAGAUCCCGCCUGGAAGAUCAUCCUAGAAGCAUCCUCGGGAUCAACUCCUGAUGCUCUUUCAUACGAUGAUAUGCAAGCGCUAGAGGGAGACAAAUGGAUCACCAGCGUCUGGACAUACCAAGAGCUCGUCAAUGCUCGUAGCAUCCAUUUUGCGCCAAUAUACCCAGAAGGCUAUGACUCCAUCGUAAAAGGCGAAAGGUUCUUCAACUGCACAGGAUAUUCCUUAGACCAGUGGAAAAAGCGUAAUGACAAGACAACUAGCGAAUCACUUAUCGAGUUUCCAACCCUCAACACGUUUGAGGAUACUUUGGCGGAUUUGGCAACCUCCGGGUACCUCGGCCGCUCAGUGUUCCAGGUCUUAGCAAAUAUGGCUUGCCGCACAUACGACCCGUUUUUCCCAGCGAAUAGGUUGCUGGCCUCUCUUGGCGCAUUAACUCAAGAAGUGUCUUGGGGACCUCCAACUAUGUCGUUGUCCGAUCUAUCUGAGAAAGUCAUGGCCACUUGUGAGGCGGACAAUGACUACUCAUUCAUAUACACAACCGACGAAAGAGACGAGACUCCCGGCUUGCAAUGGCGCCCCGACCCGAAGCAAAUCCAAACCGAUCUGUCAAAACCAGUACACUUGAUCCCACUUCUAAGCUGGAGCAGCUGGGGAGAACCAUUCGGCGCGACUCAGACCGGGCACAAGGAUGAUGCAGGAUUCUGGCUUGAUAAUAUGAUUCGACUGCAGCCAUCGGAUGCUCCAGGCGAAGAAGUUGGGCGGUUCCUAGAAAACUGGCUGUACCGACCAAAGGAUCUGACCCAACCCGGGGCGGCUAGCAAGGGAUUCUUCAAGCAUACCGAGAGUGAGAAGCUCAGUUUUGACGAAGCAAUGUUGAAGGCUUUGAAGCAGAUGCGUUUUAGUGGUACUCAGGCACCCGUGAUCUGCGAAGAUGGCUUUUUCUUUUCAUUAAAGCCCCUGGAUGAGCGCCAAGACGUGGAGUUAUUUGCUGCAUCGAGCAUCAGAUGGUUAUUUGGCUCUCCUGGCUUAGUGAGGUGGAAAGAGGGAGACAAGACGAAAUAUUCGACGGGUGUCUUUACAGGGGUCGUGAGACAUGAUCAAGCUAAGGCGAUACUGAUAGUAUGA